AUGUCGUCUUACGAUGUAUCUUCAACAAAGUCCUAUUUACAGGCGAUGCAACCCAUGAUAGAAAGCUUAGAAGAACUAAGCUUGGUAGUACCCGAUGAAGAAAUAAAGAUCCCCCAAUUCAAAGACGAUGAUGGUUUCCAACUUAAUGUUCUGAAGAGCCUUCAAGCACUGUUUGAUGAGAUUGAAAGAUCAGAAAUAGAUACUAGUGACUCUGAUAGUGGUGAAAUUCGACCCAUUGAUGAACUUAUAGAAGAAUUGAGUAACUUUUGUGUUACUAGUGAGAGUGGAUUCACUACGGAUCAAUUACUUCAACAAGUUAGAGAUAUUCUACAACAGAAUGACUCACAAGAUUUAAUUCAAUCUCUACUGGUCGAUAUUUUUGGAUUUGAAAAUUUUGAUUUAAUUAGCAACAUCCUUAAAAACCAGGAGGCCCUAGUGGCUCAAGAAAAACCAAGGACGAUGAAGAAUGACUCACUUAAAGCUACUGCUGAUGAGGAGAUUGCCAUUCAGGUGAGAGAAAACAGAAGAAAGGCGAAAAUCCAACCUUUGGAGUUUGCUCCUUCCAAAGAAAAAUAUCCACAUGUUUUUAGAAGUUAUGAAAGUGGGAACACUAUUUCUUUCACGGGCAAGAAAUACUCUUUACCCGUUGGGACCACGAGACAGGCUUACGGAAAGUACGAAGAAAUUGUAAUUCCUUAUCCAACGGCGAAACCUGUCGUUAUUAAUGAAAGAGCAAUUCAAAUAUCAGAGCUUGACCCCAUUUGCAAGGGUACUUUCAAGAAUUACAAAACAUUAAACAGAAUGCAAUCACUGAUAUAUCCAGUUGCGUAUAAUACCAAUGAAAACAUGCUUGUAUGUGCACCCACGGGUGCUGGUAAAACUGAUGUUGCAACAUUAACCACUUUGAGUGUAAUCAACCAGUUUGUCACGGAAACUGCAACAGAGGAGGGUCUUCAGUUGGAUAUAGAUUACGAAUCAUUCAAGAUAGUAUAUGUGGCGCCAUUGAAGGCACUUGCCGCAGAAAUUGUGGAAAAAUUCACGCAAAAGCUAGGGUGGCUAGGUAUUCAAGUUAGAGAACUGACUGGUGAUAUGCAAUUAACUAAAUCUGAGAUUAUCGCUACUCAGGUGAUAGUCACAACUCCUGAAAAGUGGGAUGUGGUUACAAGAAAGUCCAACGGAGAUAAUGAGUUGGUCGAAAAAGUGAAGCUUUUGAUUAUAGAUGAAGUUCAUCUUUUGCACGAAGACCGUGGUAGUGUUAUCGAAACCUUGGUAGCAAGAACACUUAGACAAGUCGAGAGUUCCCAAAGCAUGAUUAGGGUUGUAGGACUUUCAGCAACUCUACCUAAUUUCAUAGAUGUCGCAGACUUCUUAGGAGUGAACAGGCAUGUAGGCAUGUUUUACUUUGACCAAUCAUUCAGACCUGUUCCUUUAAAGCAACAAUUAAUUGGUGUGAGAAAGCAGGACAGCCCUCGUGCAACUAGAGAUGCCAUCGAAAAUGUUGCCUAUGAAAAACUAGUUGAACUAGUGGAAGAGGGUCAUCAAGUAAUGGUAUUUGUACAUUCUAGAAAAGAUACUGCCAUGACGGCGAGAUCGUUUAUCAAUGCAGCUGGAAAGAAUGAGGAGUUCAGUUAUUUUGACUGCUCAAACUCAGAAUCUUUCGAACGCUUUAGACGGGAAAUGGGUAAGAAUAGAAACAAAGAUGUCAAAGAGUUAUUUCAACAUGGAUUUGGUAUCCACCAUGCAGGAAUGCUACGAUCUGAUAGAAAUAUUACUGAGAAAAUGUUCACUGCUGGUGCCAUCAAGGUUCUGUGUUGUACCUCAACUUUAGCCUGGGGUGUUAACUUACCAGCUGCUGCAGUUAUUAUUAAAGGAACUCAAGUUUACGAUUCAAAGCAGGGUGGUUUUACAGACCUUGGAAUAUCUGAUGUCAUCCAGAUUUUCGGUCGUGCAGGCCGUCCCCAAUAUGAGCAGUUUGGUACUGGUAUUCUGUGUACCAAUCUAGAAAAGCUGGAUCAUUACAUAUCAUUGAUUACUCAGCAGCAUCCAAUUGAAUCGAAGCUGGCUGCUAAAUUGGUGGACAAUUUGAAUGCCGAAAUUUCUUUAGGUACCGUCACGAACGUUGAUGAGGGAGUUCAGUGGCUGGGUUACACUUAUAUGAACGUCAGAAUGAAACAGAACCCUUUUGCAUAUGGAAUCGACUGGAAAGAACUAUCACAGGAUCCACAGCUGGUACAAAAGAGACGCAAUAUGAUAAUUGAGGCGGCUAGAAAGUUACAUACUUUGCAGAUGAUCAUUUAUGAUGAUAGAUCCAAUUCAUUGGUGCCGAAAGAUCUUGGAAGAGUAGCAUCUGAUUUUUAUUUACUCAAUGAGUCAGUUGAAGUAUUUAACCAAUUACUUAACCCGAGAGCUACUGAGGCUGAUGUUUUAUCCAUGAUCUGUAUGAGCAGUGAAUUUGAUAACGUGAAGGCCCGUGAAGAUGAGACAAAUGAGCUAUCUAAAUUAUUGGACGAGAGCACAGAGUGCCAAAUCGCCGCUUCUCCUGAUACGGCUCAAGGUAAGACGAACAUUCUCUUGCAAGCUUAUAUUACCCAAUCCUCUGUGAAGAACUCUGCUCUAGUUUCAGACUUGAACUAUGUGGCUCAGAAUUCUGCUAGAAUUUGUCGUGCUCUGUUUCUCAUUGGAUUGAACCGUAGGUGGGGAAUAUUUUCUAAAGUCAUGUUAUCCAUAUGCAAAUCAAUAGACAGGCGAAUUUGGGCAUGGUCACAUCCUUUGCGUCAGUUUGACAUCCCAACAGAUAUAAUGAAACAAAUUGAAGCCAAGAACCCAACUAUAGAUACUUUGAGAGAUCUGACAGUUGAAGAGCUGGGUGAUUUAGGACAUAAUAAAAAAAUGGGGAAAAGCAUUCACCGGUUGAUUGAUUCUUUUCCUUAUAUUCUUAUUGAUGCAGAAGCAUUUCCAAUAACCAGCAAUGUCAUGAGGAUUCACUUGAAGCUAGAUGCUGAUUUCUAUUGGAACGAAAAAUAUCACGGAAAUGCCCAAUUUUUUUGGGUCCUGGUAGAAGAAUCAGAUAAAUCUACUAUUUUGCAUGUAGAAAAGCUGAUCAUCAACAAGAGACAACUAAAAGCAACUCAUGAAUUAGAUUUCAUGAUACCCUUGUCCGACCCUUUGCCUCCGCAAGUUGUCGUCAGAGUAAUCUCUGAUACUUGGAUAGGAGCUGAAAACACACAAACAAUUUCUUUUCAGCACCUAAUCAGGCCUCAUAAUGAGACGCUUUCUACCCGAUUAUUAAAAUUACAACCACUACCAAUCACAGCUCUCAACAAUCCAAAGAUUGAAAGCAUUUAUUCCAAAAAGUUCAAUUACUUCAAUCCUAUGCAAACAAUGGCAUUUCAUUCCCUAUACAACACUAACCAGAAUGUGUUCAUUGGGUCUCCCACUGGUUCAGGAAAAACAGUCGUAGCCGAACUUGCAAUUUGGCAUGCUUUUAAGGAGUUUCCCGGAUCCAAAGUUGUUUACAUUGCUCCAAUGAAGGCACUAGUACGGGAAAGAGUAGACGAUUGGAGAGCAAGGCUUACAGGAAAUAAAGUUGUUGAAUUAACCGGUGAUUCUCUUCCUGAAGCCAAAGAAAUUAGAGAAGCCAAUAUUGUUAUUACUACACCAGAGAAAUUUGAUGGUAUUUCUCGUAAUUGGCAGACCAGAAAAUUUGUUCAACAGGUUUCUCUAAUCAUCAUGGAUGAGAUUCAUUUACUAGCAAGUGAUCGUGGACCUAUCCUGGAGAUCAUUGUCAGCCGUAUGAACUACAUCUCUUUGUUUACAAACAAACAAAUCAGGUUACUCGGUAUGUCUACUGCAGUGUCGAACGCUAUGGAUAUGGCCAGUUGGUUGAAUGUAGGACCUUCUGGAUUAUUUAACUUUCCUUCAUCUGUUAGGCCUGUUCCACUACAGAUGUACAUUGAUGGUUUUCCAGACAAUUUGGCAUUUUGCCCUUUGAUGAAGACAAUGAAUAAGCCAGCAUACAUGGCAAUCAAGCAACAUUCACCAAGCAAGCCUGUACUGAUCUUUGUUGCUUCAAGAAGGCAGACUAGACUUACAGCCCUUGAUUUGAUUCACAUGUGUGGCGCAGAGGAGAAUCCUCGUAGAUUUAUGAAAAUGUCAGAUGAUGAGUUGGAAGACGUGCUGGCAAAGGUAAAGGAUGAAGCACUUAAAUUGUCCUUGCAAUUUGGUAUUGGGGUGCAUCAUGCAGGUUUAGUAGAAAGUGAUAGAGAUUUGGCUCACAAGCUGUUUGAACAGAGUAAGAUUCAAAUCUUAGUCGCUACCUCCACUUUGGCUUGGGGUGUGAACCUGCCUGCUUAUCUGGUAGUUAUCAAAGGGACCCAGUUUUUUGACCCAAAGAUUGAAGCUUUUAGGGAUAUGGAUCUUACUGAUAUUCUUCAAAUGAUGGGAAGAGCAGGUAGACCGGCAUAUGACACCAGUGGUGUGGCUAUUGUCUAUACCAAGGAAUCUAAGAAAACUUUCUACAAGCACUUUUUGAACGUUGGAUUCCCUGUUGAGUCAUCUCUUCAUAAGGUUUUAGCUGACCAUAUCGGUGCGGAAAUUUCAGCUGGCACUAUUAAGUCUCGUCAAAAGGCAUUGGACUUUUUAACGUGGACUUUUUUGUUCAGACGAGCUCACAACAAUCCUACUUACUACGGGAUCGAAGAUACGACAGAUGAAGGAAUCAGCAAGUACUUAACGGAACUCAUCGACAAAGUUAUACAGAGCCUAGAGUAUGCUAAAUGCUUGGUAGUUACUCCAAAGUUGCUUACUCCUACUCCCUUUUUGAAAAUUUCGUCUUAUUACUAUUUGUCACACAAGACUAUAGGAUCUUUGCUUUCAAAUGUGCAUAGAAAUUCGUCGUUCAGAGAAUGUCUUCAAUGGCUCUGUGAAGCAGCAGAGUAUGACGAAUUAUCAACUCGCCAUGGCGAAACCCUAAUUAACAUAGAAAUGAGUGAAAAAAUGAGAUAUCCAGCAGAUUCUUUUGGUUAUGAAUUAGACUUCUUUUGGAAUCCUCAUAUCAAAGCAUACUUACUACUCCAAGCUUUCAUGUCGCGUGUCGAUCUUCCUAUUGCUGACUACAGUCAAGAUACUGUUGCUGUAUUAGCACAAAGUUUGCGUAUUCUACAGGCCUACAUUGAUACCACUUCAGAGCUUGGGUAUCUGUCUACUACUUUGACUUUGAUAAGGGUGAUGCAAUGUAUAAAGCAGGCCUGUUGGUUCGAUAACGGGCCUUUGACUGUUUUGCCUGGUUUAUCACCCGAGUUUGUCGACGAGGAGCAAGAUGAUGGAGGGGACUUGGAUAAACUUGUUUUAGAGGAAGCUCAGAAUUCCGAUGAAAGUUCUAACGAGUUAAAGAAACUUGGUUCCAUGAGCUAUGGUCAGCUUCAAGUUUUGGCUAAUCAACUGGGUGUUCCGGCUCAGAAAAGAAAAAGGUUCUUGGACGUUGCUUCAAAAAUCCCAACUGGUGAGUUCAACGUUAAGCAACCUAAUGUCGACACUCUUGUUGUUACUCUCAAUCAUGAGAACGCUCCAUGGAACCAGGAUUUCAAGGUUUAUGCCCCAAGGUUUGGAAAAUCCCAAAGAGAGACAUGGUUUGCAAUCCUUUGUGAACCCGAGUUCGACGAAUUGGUCAUUUUGAAACGUGCUAGCCCUCAAAUGGUUAACAAGAAGGGCUCCGUCGUGUGCAAUAUAGAUAUUCCUGAACAACUUAAAGGUAGAAUGCUCACUGUUAUGUUUGUUAGUGAUUUUAUGGACAUCACCUACGGCACUACAAUCACUUUGAGUAAGGAAUAG
Komagataella phaffii GS115 is the source of this 5829-nucleotide messenger RNA. Its product is annotated as Putative RNA helicase related to Ski2p, involved in translation inhibition of non-poly(A) mRNAs. Bases 1 to 5829 code for a protein of 1942 amino acids. The record is from RefSeq and is a predicted model, not a curated record. Gene Ontology annotation, molecular function: nucleic acid binding; ATP hydrolysis activity; ATP binding. NCBI's taxonomy places the organism in Eukaryota, Fungi, Ascomycota, Pichiomycetes, Pichiales, Pichiaceae. The transcript has a single exon.